AUGAAUGAUGAAUUUCUCGGUACUGCGGACAUUCAGGAGGUGACGCAAAUCAAACACCUACUGGUUGAGAAGCAGACUGAGCUUCUAUCAAUUGAGUGGCGAGAAGGUAUUGCAACUCUUGAAAUUGAAGACAGUGACAUACUAUCUGAUGAUUCUUUGGAUCAGAUUUUCAUGGACUACGACAAAAAUGAUUCAGAGGACAGUAUUGAGAUGGUUAUAUCAGAGCAAGGAACAGUCUACUCUAUAAACGAGGAAUCCUUACCCUUGAGAAGAGUUGAGGUAAAGGAUUUCAGUUACGGAUUAAUAGGGUUAUGGCUGCUAUUGAUCUGCUUUUCUAUCGCCAAAACACUCGAGAAGACUGGUCAGAGCAAUUUUUAG
Molecule: messenger RNA, 378 nt
Organism: Talaromyces stipitatus ATCC 10500
Lineage: Eukaryota; Fungi; Ascomycota; Eurotiomycetes; Eurotiales; Trichocomaceae
Exons: 2
Coding region: 1-378 (125 amino acids)
Source: RefSeq, a predicted model, not a curated record